Closterium sp. NIES-65 is the source of this 1134-nucleotide messenger RNA. NCBI's taxonomy places the organism in Eukaryota, Viridiplantae, Streptophyta, Zygnematophyceae, Desmidiales, Closteriaceae. The record is from the annotation of a GenBank genome assembly.
AUGAGCGCGCCAUUUCCCCCCGAAUCUUGUCCAAAUGCUCCUGCGGAAUCCAGAGCUACAACCCCACCAACGGGCUCACGGGCUUUAGCCGACUCGGCCGCAUUGCCGUUGCAGGUCACAGGUUCUUCUGGCGCCUUCCAGGAUCUGCCCUCCAGAUUGCAGCCUUCAGUGGGAUCCCAGCUCACUGCCGCACGUGAUGCCAUUUUGAAUGCUCUUGCAAACGAGCCAUGCAUGCUCUCACGCCUUUCUACCUCCCAGGAGGCACGUGAUGCCAUGAUGUUGUGCUCCGUCAGGUGCUCCCUCAGCGCCUCUGGGAGCAGUGCUGGCACGGUUGCUGCGAGGGGUGCUGUCAGGGAUGUGUGCGCAGAUUGUUCCAACAUGCAGCAGCAGCAGCAGCAGCAGCAGCAGCAGCAGCAGCAGCAUGACGCGAAUAUCAGUGUGGGUGGGAGUGCGAACAGCAGCGCCACUUUCGCCAGCAGCGCCACUUUCGCCAGCAGUGCCACUUUCGCCAGCAGCGCCACUUUCGCCAGCAGUGCCACUUUCGCCAGCAGCGCCACUUUCGCCAGCACUGGCGCUUUCACCAGCAGUGUUGCCUUUGCCAGCAGUGGCGCUGUUGCCACCAAUGCUCGCCUCCCUGAGAUGUCUGCUGCAGGCAGUGGGUCCCCUGCGCAGCAAUCCGUGCAGAGUCUUGAGUCGGCUCAAAGGCCACCUGCGCAGCAAUCCGUGCAGAGUCUUGAGUCGGCUCAAAGGCCACCUGCGCAGCAAUCCGUGCAGAGUCUUGAGUCGGCUCAAAGGCCACCUGCGCAGCAAUCCGUGCAGAAGGAGGAGGAGGAGGAGGAGGAGGAGGAGGAGGAGGAGGAGGAGGAGGAGGAGGAGGAGGAGGAGGAGGAGGAGGAGGAGGAGGAGGGGGAGGAGGAGGAGGAGGAGGAGGAAGAGGAAGAGAAGGAGGAGGAGGAGGAGGAGGAGGAGGAGGAGGAGGAGGAGGAGGAGGAGGAGGAGGAGGAGGAGGAGGAGGAGGAGGAGGAGGAGGAGGAGGAGGAGGAGGAGGAGGAGGAGGAGGAGGAGGAGGAGGAGGAGGAGGAGGAGGAGGAGGAGGAGGAGGAGGAGGAGGAGGAGGAGGGGGUGGGUUAUUAA